This is a messenger RNA of Lathyrus sativus (Indian pea), 717 nucleotides long. Lineage: Eukaryota; Viridiplantae; Streptophyta; Magnoliopsida; Fabales; Fabaceae. The record is from the annotation of a GenBank genome assembly.
AUGUCCCAGAGAAACGUAAUUCUUACAUGCCACUACAACAGUGUUUUUUCAACAAAUAGCCCCGACGGUUUCUCGUUCAGCAACACGGAUACAUACGCGGUUAAAAUUCAUGUGAAUUCUGAUUUUUUCCAUUUAAAAGAUAGAAUGGAAAAAAAAUUGACACGAAGCGUUGAGGAAAUAUUUUAUCGCCAUCCAACACUUAAUGAAGACGAGCGUACAAUUUUUUACUUAAUGACGCCGAUCAGAAACGACGAAGAUGUGAUUGCAAUGUUUCGGUGCCACACGAUGUUUGGUAACUUACAUACAAUUGAGUUGUAUGUCCGACUACUAGACAACCCCGAAACAUUUCCAACACAAGAGACACAGUCACACUGCUACGGAUACAGUCAAACAUCCGACGACGAACCAAAACAAAACAACUUCCCUUUCAUACCAAAUGAGGAGGUUGGAGAAGCAAGCGACGACGAUAUUCAGGAGGUCAGGAUGCAAGAUAUUUUUGGUGACAGUGAUGACGAAGACAAUGAAGAUAUGGUCGUAACGCCGAUCCGUGCACAACCCAUAAGUUUGUACAACCCGCCUGCUCACAUGCAAAAUAUAUAUGACGAACACGACGAUACAACCUCCGUGUUUGGAAAUGCUACUCAAAACCAUGUAGGUGACGAAAUCGAGAUUGGGAUGGAGUUCGAAAACAAGGAAGCUUGUGUAUUUGCUCUGUAG